CUCUCUCUCUCUCUACGGACGUAAGAGUCAGCUUGUUUUAGGUGUAGGUUUAAAGGUGUUUUUGAGCAUGGGAGUGUGUUUUGGGAACCCUUUCCUUUUACUCAUGGGUUUCAGUUAAAGUAGGAGGUGGUGCUGUAUGUUGUCUUCUAAAGAAGGUUUUAUACAGAUCAGGAAGACACUCUCGAUUUCUCCUUUUCCCAACUCCUCCCGUUUCUUAUUUAACAUCAUCUUCUUUCUUUCUCCUCCUUUCCCUUCCUGAAUUGGAUUUCAAAGGCUUUUAUUCUCUCAUGAAUUAUCUUCUUUCUUUGUGAGUUUUGUCUGCUUUCUCUUCUUUGCAUCUACUGAUUCUUCCUGUUGUUCUUCCUAUUCCCAAUUAGUCGAAUCGUUGUUGCCAUAUACGUACCAGUUUGCACAGGAAUAAGCAUGAUGUGCUUGACAUGCUUGGCCUUCCAAUGACCAUGUACAGGCGGUCAAUUCCAUGUGAGGGUCUCCGCGGACACAUGAAGCUAAAAUCUUGAUGCCCAUGAAGCAGCCAUGAAUACAAGUCCUAUAGGUUCAGUCAGCAGUUCCAGUCUCAUCGACGCCAAGCUCGAAGAACAACGUGUGGGUGUCUCCGAACAGUGCCCUAGGUGUGGCCACAAGCUCGAUCGCAAACCGGACUGGGUAGGGAUGCCGGCAGGCGUGAAGUUUGAUCCCACGGAUCAAGAAUUGAUAGAGCACCUGGAAGCCAAGGUGAAGGCACAAGAUCUGAGAUCCCACCCUCUGAUAGAUGAGUUCAUACCGACGAUCGAGGGAGAAGAUGGCAUCUGCUACACCCAUCCUGAGAAGCUCCCAGGUGUGAGAAGGGAUGGCCUGAGCAAGCACUUCUUCCACAGGCCAUCCAAGGCCUACACCACGGGCACAAGGAAGAGGAGGAAGAUCCAGUCUGAGUGUGACCUACACAGAGGCGAAACCAGGUGGCACAAGACAGGGAAGACAAGGCCUGUGAUGGUCAACGGGAAGCAGAAGGGGUGCAAGAAGAUACUCGUCCUGUACACCAACUUCGGAAAGCACAGGAAGCCUGAGAAGACCAACUGGGUCAUGCACCAGUACCAUCUGGGGGAGUUCGAGGAUGAGAAGGAAGGUGAGCUUGUGGUGUCCAAGAUAUUCUACCAGACCCAGCCAAGGCAGUGCAACUGGUCAUCUGAUAGGAGCCCAGCAGCAGCAGCAGCAGCCGCCAUGGAGGGGAUGGACCAAAGAAGGGACGGUAGGAGUGGAAGCUCUUGUUCCAAAGCUGCUAGCAAGAGAGACGAGCAUUCUUCCGGGGGUGGUGGAAUCUCGGGGUACAGUAGCAUGGAGAUGCACCAGCACUUGAAGCCCGAUAACUUUAGCUUUGCUCCAUUUAGGGAAAGUUACAGUGAG
Musa acuminata subsp. malaccensis (wild Malaysian banana) is the source of this 1401-nucleotide messenger RNA. The record is from RefSeq and is a predicted model, not a curated record. NCBI's taxonomy places the organism in Eukaryota, Viridiplantae, Streptophyta, Magnoliopsida, Zingiberales, Musaceae.